CCCGGCCGCUGCCGUAGUAAGAGAGCUGCUCCUCCGGUGGUUGGGCUGAGGAACGCUGGGCUCCUCCUCCUCGUCCCCCCCAGCAGUGCACAGCCGGGCGUGUGACUGACGAGUCUCCCCCCGUCUAUCUUUUUCUUUUUUUUCCUUUUUUUUUUUUUUUUUUUUUUUUUGCCAUGGGUACACACACCGAGACACGCACAUGACAGCACUCGGGUGCCAGCGCCGGUGCAUCGCCAGGAGGGCUGUGCUUCACUCCGGGCACGCACACACGCAUGCUGCUGCUGCUUCUGCUGCUGGAAGUCUUUCUACACGGGGAUUAGCAGCCGCCUCUUCGCUCUAUUUCCCUGUCUCUUUCUUCUCCCUUCCUUCCCUUCCUCCUUCUCUCCCUAAAACGCCUGACUGACGGACGGCGGGCAGGAAAAGCCUAAAGCAUCACAAGGGCCAUAUUGUUCAGGAUUUCAGAGAGCAAUCGUUUAUCUUUGUGGAUACAAGUAAACGGACAAUGGUGUCCCGACCAUCUGCUCAAGCUGCUUGAGAACAGUCUUCUAUGCAAAUGGCAUGAAAGGUUCAAAUCACUGACAACUUUCUAUGCGUCUAGGAUCAUUCAAAAUGUGGCAGUGUACUUGAGACCUCGAUGUGGAAAAGAUAAAUAUGCCAUGGGACCUGUAGGAGAUCUGCAGCCUCCUAAUGGGCUUUCUGGAGCCAGGAAGGAAUGUUCCAAGAGAAACACAACACAGAAGUGCAUAGGACAUCUCUGUCUAGAUUGUUGUAAAGAGGCUACACUUGCUGGUUGUGCUGCUGAGCCACUUAUGGCAUUGGGAACAGCUCGGCAAACACCAUCCUCCUUGAACAGUCAAGCAUCAAGUAUUGGAACUGACAUCUGAAUUAAAGAGUGAGCAAAAAAAUCUCUUCCCUCUUUAACUAUUGAAACAACUAAAAUGGAAAACUGACUAAAAGAGGCCUUUCUCUGAGUUCUGCCUGUCGCACAGCCAUACGUAUUAGAUGACUUUGGGACUCGUUUUCCAUCAGCGAUGAAGGGAUUAUCUGGCAGCCGCAGUCACCAUCACGGGGUUGGCUGUGACCCUGCCUGUGACAGCCUGCCACACCACCAGGACAGGAAGCCAUAUUUGUUAAACCCAGUGGACCCCCACCCCGCAGACCACCCUUACUACACUCAAAGGAACUCUUUCCAGGCCGAGUGCAUGGUGCCCUACAAUGAUCAGAUUGCCAGCAGCACGUUUCCCCGGAGGCAUUACAGCUCCCACCACGAACUCAAGGACGAGUGUGCUCUGGUUCCCCACGGAACUGCCAACAAGACCAACCGCAUUCCUGCCAACCUUUUGGACCAGUUUGAGCGGCAGCUGCCCCUGAAUCGGGAUGGGUACCACACUCUGCAGUACAAGCGAACUGCCAUGGAGCACCGCAGUGACAGCCCGGGCAGGAUCCGGCACCUGGUUCAUUCUGUCCAAAAGCUCUUCACCAAGUCCCACUCGCUGGAAGGACCAUCCAAGGGGAGCGUCAAUGGGGGGAAAGCAAGCCCGGAGGAGUCACAGACGAUGAGGUAUGGGAAGCGCAGCAAGAGUAAGGAAAGGCGAUCAGAAGGUAAGCCCAGAUCCAAUGCAUCAGGAUGGUGGAGUUCAGAUGACAACUUGGACAAUGAUGUUUGCAUUUAUCAUGGUCCCAGUGGGGUCAUGACCAUGGGAAGAUGCCCUGAUCGCUCUUCUUCCCAAUACUUUAUGGAAGCCUAUAACACUAUUAGCGAGCAUACUGUGAAGUCCUCCAGAAGCAAUAAUGAUGUCAAAUGCUCUACCUGUGCAAACCUGCCUGUGAAUUUGGACUCCCAGUUAAUGAAGAAAAGCUCUUGGUCCUCUACAUUAACCGUGAGCAGAGCCCGUGAAGUUUACCAGAAAGCAUCAGUUAACAUGGACCAGACAGUGGUGAAGGCAGAGACGUGUCAGCAGGAACGGUCAUGUCAGUACCUCCAGGUUCCUCAAGAUGACUGGACUGGCUACACUCCGCGAGGAAAAGAUGACGAGAUUCCCUGCCGCCGGAUGCGCAGUGGCAGUUACAUCAAAGCCAUGGGGGACGAUGACAGCGGAGACUCAGACACAAGUCCAAAGCCAUCUCCAAAGGUUGCUGCACGAAGAGAGAGUUAUCUCAAGGCCACCCAGCCAUCCCUUACUGAGCUCACCACCCUCAAGAUAUCCAGUGAGCACUCGCCAAAGCUCCAGAUCCGGAGCCACAGUUACCUGAGGGCAGUGAGCGAAGUCUCCAUCAACAGGAGCCUGGACAGCCUGGACCCCGCAGGGCUGCUGACGUCCCCCAAGUUCCGCUCCCGCAAUGAGAGCUACAUGAGAGCCAUGAGCACCAUCAGCCAGGUGAGUGAGAUGGAGGUGAACGGUCAGUUCGAAUCCGUCUGCGAGUCGGUGUUCAGCGAGCUGGAGUCUCAGGCCGUGGAGGCGCUGGAUCUGCCUAUGCCGGGCUGCUUCCGCAUGAGGAGCCACAGCUACGUCCGGGCCAUCGAGAAGGGCUGCUCCCAGGAUGACGAGUGCAUAUCGCUGCGGUCCUCAUCUCCCCCGCGCACAACCACCACGGUGAGGACCAUCCAGAGCAGUACUGGUGUGUCAGCUUUACAGAGCUCACCAGCACAAAAAGAGGAUCUUGGCAUUCUUACAGUGGCGAACAUAGAAGACGCUUCAUACAUCCGGGUGGAUGACUUGCAUUGUCAAGAUCUUUUAAAAGAUCUGGGCGUUAUUAGAGUGUCAUCCUGCAUUACCACCUACAAGAAGACACCGCCGCCAGUCCCACCGAGAACGACCACCAAACCCUUUAUUUCCAUCACAGCCCAGAGCAGCACAGAGUCUGCCCAAGAUGCAUACAUGGAUGGGCAUGGACAGAGGGGAGAUAUCAUCAGCCAGUCUGGACUUAGCAACUCCACGGAAAGCCUGGACAGUAUGAAAGCACUGACAGCUGCUAUUGAAGCUGCCAAUGCGCAGAUCCAUGGACCUGCAAGCCAACAUGUAGGGAACAAUACUGCCACUGUCACCACCACUACAACCAUUGCCACUGUUGCAGUAGAAGAUAGGAAGAAGGACCACUUCAAGAAAAACAGAUGCUUGUCUAUUGGAAUACAGGUUGAUGGUGCUGAAGAAUCCACCAUACCAGGUGAUAAUAAAGCAACCAGUAAGUUCCAGUCCAUAGGAGUUCAAGUAGAGGAGGAGAAGUGCUUUCGCAGGUUUACACGAUCUAAUAGUGUAACAACAGCUGUGCAAGCAGACCUGGAUUUCCAUGAGAACUUUGAAAUAAUUGACCCUCAAGAGGACAAUACAUGUUCUGGACAAAUAUCAAGACAGUUUUCCCGAGACGCAAGCACCUCUACCGUUAGUAUACAAGGGUCAGGAAACCAUUACCAUGCAUGUGCAGUGGAUGAUGACUUUGAGACAGAUUUUGAUCCGUCAAUUUUACCUCCUCCUGACCCAUGGAUUGACUCUAUUACUGAAGAUCCUCUGGAGGCUGUUCAAAGGUCAGUGUGCCCGCGAGAUGGCCACUGGUUUCUGAAGCUACUUCAGGCAGAGAGAGAUCGUAUGGAGGGUUGGUGCCAACAGAUGGAGAGAGAAGAACGUGAAAACAACUUACCUGAAGACAUUCUAGGGAAAAUUCGAACUGCAGUGGGCAGUGCCCAGCUUCUCAUGGCUCAGAAAUUUUACCAGUUCAGAGAACUUUGUGAAGAAAACCUGAAUCCUAAUGCACAUCCACGACCGACCUCGCAGGAUUUAGCAGGGUUCUGGGAUAUGCUGCAGUUGUCCAUAGAAAAUAUUAGUAUGAAAUUUGAUGAACUUCAUCAGUUAAAGGCCAAUAAUUGGAAACAGAUGGAUCCUCAUGACAAGAAGGAGAGAAGGGUCCCUCCUCCAGUGCCAAAGAAGCCAUCGAAAGGUCAGGUGCCACUCAUACGAGAACGCUCUCUGGAAAGCUCGCAGCGUCAAGAGGCCCGGAAACGGCUGAUGGCUGCCAAGCGCGCUGCGUCCGUUCGCCAGAACUCAGCUACCGAGAGCGCCGAAAGCAUUGAGAUAUACAUCCCCGAAGCCCAGACCAGGCUAUGAAGGGAUCCAACCGGGAGGACUCUCUGGCAAGACAAGCCUCAUGUAUAAUCUGCCCCUGUAGGCUCCUGCUCAAGGUCACCACAACGUAUUUGUACCUCCUCCUCUCUCUCGCUCUCUCUCCUUCCUCUCCCUCUCCCCUCUCUCUGUACGCAGCUGCCCCGAUGCUCCCAGUGAACUCCACUGCCGUGGCGUAGUUGUCGGUCCUCCGAGAGAUGUCCUCUAAUCACCCUUGCUUUCUGAAGGUUCGCCCAUGUCAUCACAAUGCUUUGUCACAUGUACUGAUGCUGCCACUUUGCCUCAUGUAAACGAGCACGAUCCUUUUUUCUUUUCUGUUUGGAACCAAUAAACGCAGCACUCAGACUUCCACGCACCCGCACACCUGUACAGUAGAUGCUCCAUUUAACUUACUCAUGAUCUUUAGUUGAUCUAAAGCUAGUCUGUUAUCCAGUGUACAGCAAUAUCAAACUGUAGGGAACUUUGGUAUUUUCAGUCAUGCAGGGUGAUCCUUUUGGACUCUGCCGUCUUCCUCACAAAAGAUGAAAGGAGCUAUGACUCGGAUUCCCUUCUUUUUAUUACUUUUUUUUUUUUUUUAAAGCAGAUGGCGCACUUUAUUCUAAACCUCCAAACCACAUCUUCACCUGAAUCACACAAGGGGAGGGAGCUGGGGUGGGAGUGGGGAGGGGGGGACAAAAAGAAACCCCACAGCUCUGGCAGGUGAAAAGGUGGAAGUAUAUCCCACAGGUGAGAUGGCAAGGGAUAUACAAGAUUCUGUGGAAAGAUACCUGCACACUCACAGCUGCACAAACUGCCUCAUUUUUAUUUCAUCAAUCACUAUUUAAACAUUUCAAUCAGCAGAAGAUUGUAAAUUCGAUCUUCCAGGGAAAUAAUCUAUUUUGAAAGGCAAUAAAAGAGUAAAAAGGAAGGAGAUAAGAAGCAAUGACAGUUGAAGAGAUAAUAUAAAAGAAGGAUUUUCUUGUCCAAGUAUUAAGAAUUUUUAAAAUUGUACUGUAUUGUCAAUUCCUCUUGUAUUGUAUUGUAUGGAUUAUAUUGGUUAAAAAAAAAAGAAAAAAAAAGAAAAAAAAAAAGAUUGGUUUUGUUGAUGUCUUAAUCUCGGUGGGACCAUCCAAUCUCAUACGUCCACACAGCCACACACGGACACCUGUAGGUGAAUUACUGUACAUGGACCCUCUGAUGCUUUUCCAGUCCAGGCUUGCUUUGCUCUAUCCACAGCUGGUUAUAUGCUACAGUUCAAACUACUUAUCACCAAACCGUCCGUAUUUAAGAGUAAAUUUCUAAUUCAGCCUCCUCUUAAUAGUAUAACGUACUCACUUGAACAAGAACAAUAGACUAUUUUUCACAAGUUAUGGGAUCAAUAUGAACUUAAUGUUUUUCACGACAAGCCUUCCUACCCUGGCUUCUGCCAUUGUUUUGCAAUCACAAAAAAUAUGCAUCCUAAGUAGCUCGUUAAUAGUGGGCAGAAAUGGCAGAUAAUAGGGCUGGAGAGGAGCCUGAGAGGUCAGCUCCUGUGUGUCGGUCCCCUCCAGCCACCUCUGGCUGGGACAGAGGCUUGUCCUCCAGCUCCUCUGAUUACGAAUGAUGCCGACCACGCUGCUACUGGAAUCUCUUGUGCCAACAUUAGGAAAGCUAUGUCAGGCAUGUUGCUGAAAGCGAGUUGUGUGCGUGCGUGUGAGCGUGUGAGUGCGCACACGUGUGCCAAACUGGCAUGUGCUGCUGCCAGCAGAAUUGGUGUGAGCUGCUGUGGGUGCCAGGGCUGCUUUGGGUGGCAGGACUGAUGUGAGCAGAGGAGUGUUGUGCAGUCAUCAGUGUGUGUGCAGUCCUGCAGCAAUGUCUCCAAACUCCUCUGCUGCUCGCUACAUGCUCUUCACCCUGUCUGCCAGGGCAGGGGUAUGCAGGAGAGGAAGGCAGGCGCUUUCUGCUCCCAGUGGGCACAGGCACAAGGACAGCCCCACCAUGGAUGUGGCAGCCCUUGCUGCAUGCCAAUGCUGGCUGGCUGUGCCCAUGGCAGCUCAACCUGUAUGGACAGUCCAACCAGUGAAAAGCCCCACUGCACAUGUGGUGUAAUUCUGCAGCUUGCACUUAAAAAACGUUGAAAAUCAUCAUUGAAAAAUUAAGCUCUUGCUAAAAGUAUCCAUCGAGACCAUGCCAGACAGCUUCUUUUCCUAUGACAUCAUAGCCAGGUGCUAAUUUAAUUUUUUUCAAGAAAACAGGAGAGGUAAUAGGUUCUGGCACCAAGUAUUUUCAUGAGAGCAUACUAAAACCACUAGAGAAUUUGCUACCUCUCAAAGCCAUCGAUAUCUGAGCUAUGUCUUUAUAAACAGGGCACAAAUAUUUACUGCUGUGGUUUACAAGAUAAGGGCUAAUAAUUUAAUAUAUAAAAGACUUUUAACUAGAGUAAUGAGAAAUCCAGUGUAACUCUAGAGUGCUUGCUGUUACAGGAGCUUCAAAAGGUUUGACCCUCUAAGCGUUUGAAUACCAGUGUAUUUGCUAGUUUUGAAACACUGCGUUUAACUUUUAGCAGCAACAAAACAUCACCGUGUUUGCAGUAUGUAAUAGUGCCAACUGCCACUUUUGAGCAUAUAUAGUCAUAGGAAGUAUUAAUUAUUUGGAACUCAUUUGUACUGGAUUAUUCAAAGCAGUACCUAGGUGAGAGUCCACAUUCACAACUGUGUUGCAGACUUACUUAGUUUUGUGAAUGUUUUAUGAAAGAUGAGUUAAGAUUUUGGUUGACAAGUGGCUACAGAAAUUUACAUCCAGCAAGUUCCCCCCUAAAAAAGCAGAAAAGUGAAGACUAUCUAGUCUUGUACAUUACAAAUUAUUGUAUUUGUAUAUCAUAGAAUAUUUUUUGUAUCUAUUUUAAAUGAAUUUAUUCUUAGCUGAAUGAUUGUUAGUUCGUUUGGCACUGGAGAGGUUAUUAUAAUGUUUGCCUAGUUUUUUAGCAAAAUAUUAAAAAUACAGUCAAUACCAGAAAAUGCAAAAUAAAAUAAUUGCGCCCAUAGGAUGCCACUAGUUAACCACUUGACUCAUUUACAAACACUAAUGCUAGUAUAUUUGCUCCAUCAUCUGUUUUAGUAUAAUUUGUAAGUAUUUGUUUUUAGUCUAAACUGCCCAGUGUAUUUUAAAAAUGCCUAUAUUCUGUUUCACUUUGGGACUAAACUGUUGGUUUUUUUUGUCUUGGGGGAAAUUUUAGAAAAGGUUGGUUUUGUCUCCUGCUUCAAAAGCUUAAAAAAAAAAAAGAGGUAUUUAUUAUAUUUUUUGCAGAUGUUUCCAUAAAAUUCUCAUAAUCUUUUUGUAAAGAAAGAUGAAGAAAUGGAUUAAAGAUUUUUAAUAUUUGAAAAGGUAAAUAGAAAUAAUUUAUUUGUAAUAUAUUUCAUUUUAUUUAUUGGUGUUCCCUUAAUGCUUUGAUGUGCACUAUCACUUUAAUUUAAACUGUAUCUUUGUGGAUUUAUGGGGGGUUUUGGUUUUUUGGUUUUUGGUUUGUUUUUUUUUUAAGGAAAACAGUCAAAUGCAUAUUUUAAGUAGUAUGUAAAUCACUGGCCUACCUGCAUUCCCAAAUGUGAUUUUAAAAAUGUUUUUGAUUUGAAACAAAAGACACAAAUUUGAAAGCCUUUAGACAGAAAAGAGUGGUUUUAUGGCUUAAUGAUUUGGGUUUCCAUAGGAUUAUCUAUCUGGUUUGUGUGUGGACAGGAAAAUGUAAAUAGCUGAAUGUUUCCCAUAAUGUAAAAAGAGCAAAUUAAUAAAAUAAUUAAUGCACUGCUUGUAAGA
This is a messenger RNA of Lonchura striata (white-rumped munia), 7883 nucleotides long. Lineage: Eukaryota; Metazoa; Chordata; Aves; Passeriformes; Estrildidae. The record is from RefSeq and is a predicted model, not a curated record.